This is a messenger RNA of Coregonus sp. 'balchen', 6096 nucleotides long. Lineage: Eukaryota; Metazoa; Chordata; Actinopteri; Salmoniformes; Salmonidae. The record is from the annotation of a GenBank genome assembly.
AUAUGCACGGGACAUUCAUGGUGUUGCUUCCUGUCAGUAUGAUCAUAAUGGUCGUGGGGGGAGUGAUGGGGUUCAUCGGCCUGCUGGCUAGAGCAUACAUACUACUGCUGAUGACUGGUAUCCUGUUACUACUGGGAGGUAAGCACCCUACACCCUACACAAUACACCCUAUACCCUGUACCAGGGUUCUUCAAUUCCGGUCCUGGAGGGCCGAAACACUUCUGUUUUUCAUUUCUACCUGGUAGUUAAUUGCACUCACCUGGUGUCCCAGGUCUGAAUUAGCCCCUGAUUAGAAGGAGAGGAUGAAAAACAGAGGUGUUUCGGCCCUCCAGGACCGGAAUUGAAGAACCCUGCCCUACACCCUAUACAAUACACCCUAUACCCUACACCCUACACAAUACACCCUACACCCUAUACCAUACACCCUAUACAAUACACCCUAUACAAUACACCCUACACAAUACACCCUACACCCUAUACAAUACACCCUACACAAUACACCCUACACCCUAUACAAUACACCCUACACAAUACACCCUACACAAUACACCCUACACCCUAUACAAUACACCCUACACAAUACACCCUACACCCUAUACAAUACACCCUACACAAUACACCCUACACAAUACACCCUACACCCUAUACCCUAUACCCUACACAAUACACCCUAUACAAUACACCCCAUACCCUAUACAAUACACCCUUACCACCAGAGCAUACCUACUACUGCUAAUGACUGGUAUACUGUUACUACUUGGAGGUAAGCACCCUAUACCCUACACCCUAAACCCUACACCCUAUUCACUAUACAAGCCCCACCACCAAACCACAACAGUUUAUCUACUGUACCUAUCACUUUCCACUCUCAUUUAUCCUCAAAGUACACUGAACAAAAAAAUAAAAACAACAUGCAACAAUUUAAAAGAUUUUACUGAGUUACAGUUCAUAUAAGGAAAUCAGUCAAUUGAAAUAAAUUCAUUAGGCCCUAAUCUAUGGAUUUCACAUGACUCGGAAUACAGUUAUGCAUCUGCUGGUCACAGACACCUUAAAAAAAAGGUAGGGGUGUGGAUCAGAAAACCAGUCAGUAUCUGGUGUGACCACCAUUUGCCUCAUGCAGCACAACACAUCUCCUCAGUUCUGCCUCCAAGACAGGAUUCUGCCUCUACUGCCAUUCAUUCCAUUUAGACUGGUUUGGAUUUCUCCCUGACCAAGAUGGCUGCCAUUUUCACCCCAUUCUGGAACCUUGAGGGUUUAUGACAUAGCCCCUCUAGUAAUUGAAUAGGAUCUCUAAGGCACACCUCGUGAUUGGGCCUGCUGACGAGAGCUGGUCUGACACUGGAGCCGCAGAGCGGACCACAGUAAUCAAGGCCAUGCGCACGCACACACAACAAGAAUGGAUGAAAGGACAUGUGAUGUCCCACACAUAGCGCUGUGACGAUUAUGGAAUCAUGGGUAAUGAUUCAUUGUCACGGAAAUGGACACUGUUAUUGUCAUAAUUGUCAUUUUUCGUAACCAUUUAAAAAAAAAAAGAUUGUAAUCCAUCAUAAUCCAUAUUUGAGACACUUUACUUGACACCCAACGUCAUAACACGUUAUGACACGGUCAUAACCAUGUCAUAAUAUGUCAUAACAGCUGACGUAACUUGCAUAACUUCUUAAGUCCUUUGUUGUUGUUGUAAUGAAUGCUUUUUCCCCAUCAUAUUUUAAAUAACUUGCAGAAAAUACAUUUUAUGACACUGUCAUGAAGCAUUAUGACCAUCAUAAUCAUAUAAGCCAGAUAGUCCUAUCACGUGUAUGCCCUGCUCCUGAAAUCUGCUCCUGCAUUCAUCCCAGUCAUCAGCAACAGAGCAUUGGGGUAUGUGCAUGUCUGACAUCAAUUUGUGUACAAUGAUAAUUUAAUAUUGUCAAUUUCAGAAAAUGUUAUAUACUGUAACAUAAACAUACUGUUGACAAGUAGGCUAUGGUGUAAUGGAAUGUUUUGCCUUGUGUGGUAGGUUUUGUGGGUUUUGACACUCUUAUGUAGGUGUCAUAACCAGCCAUAAAAUAAUGCAAUAUAUAUGUCACAACAGGUCUAAAUAUGUGUCAUGAAAGUGUUAUGACGAUAUUAUGACAGGUUAUGACAUGUUAUGUCAGCUGUUAUGAUAUAUUAUGACAUGGUUAUGACCAUGUUAUAACAUGUUAUGACACUGGGUGUCAAGUAAAGUGUUACCAAAUGAUCUAUGACAUACUUUGGUCCACACCGGUCUCAAAAACAAAUGGUUUUGGAAGUGCUGUGCACCUGGUGCCUCACUGCAGAAAUGGAAUGAGCGCUCCAAGGCAUGUUCAUUAUGGCAUUAGUAGCGUUUGGAUUAAGUGCAAACUGUAAACUGCAUAUCCUGAGGCGGCAUUUAUUGUAGCUGGGGACUUUAAUAAAGGAAAUAUGAGGAAAACGCUACAGAAAUUCUAUCAACACGUCUCCUGUGCUACACGCACAACAUGGACCCUGAAUCAUUGCUACUCUCCCUUCCGAUAUGUCUACAAGGCCCUCCGCCGUCCUCCCUUCAGCAAAUCAGAUCACGCCUCCAUUCAUGUGGUCCUCUGUAGCUCAGCUGGUAGAGCACGGCGCUUGUAACGCCAAGAUAGUGGGUUCGAUCCCCGGGACCACCCAUACACAAAAAUGUAUGCACGCAUGACUGUAAGUCGCUUUGGAUAAAAGCGUCUGCUAAAUGGCAUAUUAUUAUUAUUAUUACUAUUAUUCUGCUCCUCCCCACCUAUAGGCAGAAACUUAAGCAGGAAGCACCCAUGGUAAGGACUAUUCAACAUUGGUCUGAUCAAUCAGAAUCUAUGCUUUAAGAUUGUUUUGAUCACGCGGACUGGGAAAGGUCGCCUCUGAGAAUAGUAUUGACGUAUACACUGACUCGGUGAAGGGGUUAAUCAGGAAGUGCAUAGAGGAUGUUGUUCCCACUGUGACGAUUAGAACUUAUCCAAACCAAGAACCGUGGAAAGAUGGCAGCAUUCGCACAAAAACUGAAAGCAUUUAACCAUGGGAAGGUGACUGGGAACGUGGAUGUGUACAAUCAGACCAGCUACGACCUCCGUGACCUCCGUAAGACAAUCCAAUAGAUUUAAAACGACAGUACAGGAACAAAGUGCAGUCGCAAUUCAAUGGUUCAGACACAAGAUGCAGGGACUCCAGACAACCACAGAUCAGAAAGGGAAAGCCAGCCAGGUCUCGGACACCGACGCCUCGCUCCCGGACGAGCUAAACACCUUCUCCCGCUUUGAGAAAAAUUACAACGAGACACUGACGCCGGCCCCCGACUCUCAUGAGGACUGUUCCUCAACACGGGGGGCCCUACAGGGGUGCGUGCUCAGCCCCCUCCUGUACUCAAUUAUCGAGUUUGCUGACACAGGAUGUACCAUUGAGAGAAUCCUGUUGGGCUGUAUAACCACCUGGUACGGCAAUUGCAACAUCCGCAACCGCAGGGUUCUCCAGAGGGUGUUGCGGUCAGCUCAAUGCAUCAGUGGGGGCACACUGCCUGCCCUCCGGUACAUUUACAUCACCCGGUGUCACAGGAAGGCCAAGAAGAUCAUGAAGGACCUCAGCCACCCAAGCCACGGCCUGUUCACCCCGCUACCAUCUAAAAGGCGGAGACAGUACAGGUGCAUCAAUGCUGGGACCGAGAGACUGAGAAAGAGCUUCUAUCUCCAGGCCAUCAGACUGCUACACAGUAGCCGGCCUCCACCCAGUACCCUGCCCUGAACCUUAGUCAAUGUUCUAGCCGGCUACCACCCGGUACUCUACCCUGCACCUUAUAGACUGUUUUGCCCUAUGUACAUAGUCAUUGAACACUGAUCACUUGUUCACAUACUGUUUUACCCACUUCAUAUGUAUAUACUGUAUUCUAGUCAUGGUUCAUCCUAUAUAACUACUGCUGCACACACCUUUUCUGUUCAUAUACUGUCCAUACUGUCCAUUAUACAAUGGUAGAAAAUAAAAACAGUCAAAAUAAAGACAAGCCCUUGAAUGAGUAGGUGUGUCUAAACUUUUGACUGGUACCAUAUAUAUAUAUAUAUAUAUAUACACACACAUUCCAUUAUAUGUGUAUAGUGUACAUACACUCUGGCCAGUUUAUUAGGUGCACCCAUCUAGUACUGGGUUGGACCUCCCUUUGCCUCCAGAACAGCCUGAAUUCUUCGGGGCAUGGGAAACUUUGCUCAGUUGGUAUCAAGGGACCCUAACGUGCGCCAGGAAAACAUUCCCCACACCAUUACACCAUCGCCACCAGCUUGUACCGUUGACACCAGGGAGGAUGGGGCCAUGGACUCAUGUUGCUUACGCCAAAUUCCUGACUGCCAUCAGCAUGACGCAACAGGAACCGGGAUUCGUUGGACCAGACACCAUGAUUCGCUUCUUCUUGUUUUUAGCUGAUAGGAGUGGAACCCGGUGUGGUCGUCUGCUGCAAUAGCCCAUCCGUGACAAGGACAGACGAGUUGUGAGUUCCGACAUGUCGUUCUGCAAACCACUGUUGUACUGCGCCGUUAUGUUCCUGUUUGCCAGUUAGCUUGUGCCAUUCUUGCCAUUCUCUUUUGACCUCUCAUCAACGAGCUGUUUUUGCCCACAGGACUGCUGCUGACUGGAUGUUUUUUGUUUGUCGCAACAUUGUAGGUAAACUCUAGGAGGCCGUCCGUUUCUGAGAUACUGGAACCGGCGUGACUAGCACCGACGAUCAUAGCACGCUCAGUCGUUUAGGUCACUCGUUUUGCCCAUCUAACGUUCAAUAGAACAGUAACUGAAUGCCUCGAUGCCUGUCUGCCUGCUUUAUAUAGCAAGCCACAGCCACGUGACUCACUGUCUGUAGGAGCGAUCCAUUUUGGUGAACGGGUAAACUGGCCACUGUGUAUAUUUAUAUUCAGGUCUCUGACAUUGCUCGUUCUGAUAUUUCUUAAUUUAAUGUAUUCUUUUUUUUACUUUUGGGGAUUAUGUGUGUAUUGCUAGAUAUUACUGCACUGUUGGAGCUAGAAACACAAGCAUUUCGCUGCACCUUUGAUAACAUCUGCAAAUCUGCAAUAAACAUUGAUUUGGGAUUUGAUUUUAAGACCUUUGGGCCAAAACAAUGUGACGAGUUUUCCCUUUCCAUCUGAAUCUCCCUAGUGGUCAGUAUGUCCCUGUAUCUCCCUAGUGGUCAGUAUGUCCCUGUGUCUCCCUAGUGGUCAGUAUGUCCCUGUAUCUCCCUAGUGGUCAGUAUGUCCCUGUAUCUCCCUAGUGGUCAGUAUGUCCCUGUGUCUCCCUAGUGGUCAGUAUGUCCCUGUGUCUCCCUAGUGGUCAGUAUGUCCCUGUAUCUCCCUAGUGGUCAGUAUGUCCCUGUAUCUCCCUAGUGGUCAGUAUGUCCCUGUGUCUCCCUAGUGGUCAGUAUGUCCCUGUGUCUCCCUAGUGGUCAGUAUGUCCCUGUAUCUCCCUAGUGGUCAGUAUGUCCCUGUAUCUCCCUAGUGGUCAGUAUGUCCCUGUAUCUCCCUAGUGGUCAGUAUGUCCCUGUGUCUCCCUAGUGGUCAGUAUGUCCCUGUAUCUCCCUAGUGGUCAGUAUGUCCCUGUGUCUCCCUAGUGGUCAGUAUGUCCCUGUAUCUCCCUAGUGGUCAGUAUGUCCCUGUGUCUCCCUAGUGGUCAGUAUGUCCCUUUAUCUCCCUAGUGGUCAGUAUGUCCCUGUGUCUCCCUAGUGGUCAGUAUGUCCCUGUAUCUCCCUAGUGGUCAGUAUGUCCCUUUAUCUCCCUAGUGGUCAGUAUGUCCCUGUAUCUCCCUAGUGGUCAGUAUGUCCCUGUGUCUCCCUAGUGGUCAGUAUGUCCCUGUAUCUCCCUAGUGGUCAGUAUGUUCCUGUCAUUUGGUAUUUUGUCAGUAACACAUAUUUUCUCCUUCCCUCCAGCUCUGUCCUCUCUAACAGGGGUGAGUGUGUACAUGGCCUACUCUGCUGCAGUCUUCCAGGAGGCUCAGUGUCUGGCUGAGCAGAUGGGGGUCAAUAUGGAGGGGAUCCAGAUCCUGUUUGGCUGGUCCCUGAUCCUGGCCUGGGUCUCCAGUGGAACACAACUAUUCACCUCCGCUGGCUUCCUGCUGGCCUGCAGA